Linum trigynum is the source of this 273-nucleotide messenger RNA. Lineage: Eukaryota; Viridiplantae; Streptophyta; Magnoliopsida; Malpighiales; Linaceae. The record is from the annotation of a GenBank genome assembly.
AUGAUGGCGAUUUUCCUCCCAACCCGACCUGCAAAACUGUACCCGACCGUGAUUUUCUUUCCCCUCUGUCGACGAGCUGCUGCUGGUACCAGUGCGACGGGCGAUGGCGACAGACGCCCCGGGAGCAGCAGUAGAAGCGGAGACCUCUCUCCUUCCUUAACUUCCAAUGGGCGGAGUAGCAGCAGUCAGCUGCUUCGCCCUUCCCUCUCCUUCCUCAACGGCGACAGGCGCCUCCAUUCUCAAGGCGACGGGGCGAAGCAGCAACAAAGAUAA